Pyricularia grisea is the source of this 844-nucleotide messenger RNA. RefSeq lists its product as uncharacterized. The record is from RefSeq and is a predicted model, not a curated record. The coding region runs from base 210 to 578 and encodes 122 amino acids. Lineage: Eukaryota; Fungi; Ascomycota; Sordariomycetes; Magnaporthales; Pyriculariaceae. The transcript has 4 exons.
AUCACCGACACGUAGGAGAUGUUGCUGGGUGCCGUUGUAACUCCUGGCGCGUAAAACUAUCUGACAUAUCUACUUUGCAAAUUCUGCGCAGCGCAAUUGAGACUUGACAAUAACUGAAAAGCUUACUUGAGUCCCUGAACUCCUUUCUUGUCGAUUCGACGGCAAUCAAUCCCCAACAUUUCGAACUUAGCAAUAUAGUUCCAAACACAAUGAACACCGUCAAGUCUUUCUGGGCUGGCUGGGGAGCUUUGUGCCUUGCCGGCGGCGGAGCAUAUGUGUUCGCAAAGCGCAGCAUCAACGCAGAUCGCCAGGCGCGCUGGGACGAGCAGAAGCGCAAGCGUGCCAUGAUCGAGUCGCUCGAGCAUUCUGACAACAUCAACAACCUCAAGCCCUCGUCGAGCGAAUCCCGCAGCGCACCACCAAGGACAGAUACGGCUGGCUCGCCGAGUCAAGAAUCUAACUCAGAUCCAGCGCCGACGAGGCACGCGCCAACCACCGAAGGGGAAAGGGUAGUGGAGAAGAGCAAAUACGAAGCUAGUCAGCCGUUUAGGAGUAUAAAAGGGGAUAGAUUUUCGUGAGAAAGACGAGGAAAACCCUUGACAUGAAAAAAAAGGGCACAUGCAUCCAGGAAGGGAUGCGAUUUAGAUAGGAUGUUCACCUUGGCCUAGCAGGUACAACUGGUCUUUGCCCAUGAACGAAAUGAGAACGAACCGAGAAGAAUGGGUUGUAUAAUAUGCGGGUGUAAUGCAAGUUAGAAGUCUCCCCUCACAACAGAGCUACCUAGGUAUUUACGAUCGACAUGUGCCACGAAGUAAGUAUAUCUCAAAAUAGAGUAAACGAAUGA